Scaptodrosophila lebanonensis is the source of this 486-nucleotide messenger RNA. RefSeq lists its product as uncharacterized. The record is from RefSeq and is a predicted model, not a curated record. NCBI's taxonomy places the organism in Eukaryota, Metazoa, Arthropoda, Insecta, Diptera, Drosophilidae. Bases 108 to 476 code for a protein of 122 amino acids. The transcript is spliced from 2 exons.
AGGGAUCAGUUUCGUAUAAAAGGCGGACACACUGCAGCGAACUGGGCAGACAUUGGAAUCGCGGUGGCGUUGCUACAACGAGACGUUAAUUCUGAAACUUCUACAACAUGAAGCCCCACCAACUGCUACUUUUCAGCUACUUAGUGCUCACCACCGCGCUCUGCCAGGCCAGCGUUAUUCCUGCCACUCCAAUUGCUGGAACUCUUCCGCUUGCAACCAGCCAUCAAUUUGUCACACGCAACAUCAAUCGCAUUCCCUAUGUCCCAGUGGGGACGCCUUUACAACCGCCAACGGUGACCAAAACAUAUGUGCCAUAUCCCACGUAUCCCACCUAUCCAACGUAUCCCACCUACCCCUAUCCCGUAUACUCUAGUUAUCCAACAACUUACUAUAAAUACGGCGGUACUUAUCCUUAUUCGUAUGGCUACUAUCCCAACUAUGGUUACGGCUACAGUUACUCAACGGGUGUCUGGUGAAAGCUCACAA